This is a messenger RNA of Folsomia candida, 1164 nucleotides long. RefSeq names its product protein obstructor-E. Gene Ontology annotation, cellular component: extracellular region. The transcript has 6 exons. Bases 121 to 1023 code for a protein of 300 amino acids. NCBI's taxonomy places the organism in Eukaryota, Metazoa, Arthropoda, Collembola, Entomobryomorpha, Isotomidae. The record is from RefSeq and is a predicted model, not a curated record. Gene Ontology annotation, molecular function: chitin binding.
AAAUCCUGUUUUUAUUUUAUCUCUUUAUACAAGUAGGAAAACAGCCUUCAGCUCAUGGUUGUCAUGGUGAUGGUAGAGACAAUCUCUUUUCAGUCGUGAAUUAGAGACUCUCUCUUUGCCAUGGAAGUUGUCAAAUUUAUUCUCUUCUUUUUAGUCAUGGUCGUCGUCACGGUGGGGGCGACCGACUCGGAGGUUCGGAACCCACUAAGAAAGAGGAAGCCCCAGCAGGAGCAGAGACAAAGACAGCCAGUCCAACAAGAGAAGGAUGCGGUUUCCGAGUCCAUCACCUGCCCCGAGGAAUUUGGCUUCUUUGCGGAUGCGGAGCAGUGCGAUAAGUACUACACCUGCGAAAACUCCGUCCCCACGGCAAAACUCUGCCCCGACGGACUGGUCUUCCUCGAGGCGGGCUCCUCCAUCGAAAAGUGCGAGUUCCCCUUCGCCGUGGACUGCAGUGGGAGGAGCGUCCUUCAACCCCCCCAACCGGGAUUAAAUUGCCCCCGGAAAAACGGAUAUUUCGCUCAUGAGGAUGUUAAAAUUUGUGACAAGUUUUUUUUCUGCGUGGACGGGGCUUAUAAUGCCAUCACGUGUCCGGCGGGGUUGGUUUUCAGUAAUGCGACGGGGACGUGCACGUGGCCAGAUCAGGCCAAAAAGGCGCAUUGCUCCAGUGGAGAGCUGUUUGAGUUUGACUGUCCGAAAGUGGGUGUGCCGGUGGAGGGGGAAACGGUGAAUCCACACCCGAGGUAUGCCGAUCCCAAGGAUUGUCAGAGUUUCUAUGUCUGUAUUGAUGGGAAGGUUCCGAGGAAGGGAGGCUGCUCCCUUGGCCAAGUAUUUAACGAAAAAUCCGGCCAGUGCGACAAACCCAAGAACGUCCCCGAGUGCAAGGACUGGUACAAGGGGAUCCUCGACUACGACGAGGAAGGGGACAUUCUCACCACAACCACGAAACCAAGGCGACCAGCAUCUAGUAAUUCUGCAGGGAAAAGGAAGGGACCCAAACGACCCGUUGUUAUUAAUGAAGAAUAGUUGUCAUGGUUUAUUAAUAAAUUCUCGUUGCUAUGGUUACUCUCUUGAGUGUUAUGAUAAAGUCAAUCAUUAUGUUGCAAUAAUUAUCGUGUGGUCACUCAAUUUGACUGAUAAAUAAGCAAUAAAAGCAAUUAAAUUGGA